AUGGCCAUAUCCAAGUAUGAGACCAUCAUGUUGGAGGAGAAGUUGAAGGAACAGAUAUUGUCUCACUACCGUAUUCUGCAUGCUGAGAAGCUCACCCCGGUAUCUGUCCUCGAGGUCAUUAGCACUAAACACCCAAGCGUUUACAAAAGCUUCAUCGUCAUGAUCGACACACCGAGAAGUACUCAGUACAAAGUUCUUCUUUAUACCGAGGGAAAGAGGUCCGUGAGCGAUACUUUGGAGCAUCUGCUACUCUCUCUGCGCCAGAAGCUGGCUCUACCCUUGGAUCAACUUGUGCUAGAUGCCGAUGAGGAGAGGUCUUUCUGGGCGGAAGCAAUGGAAGGAUAUCACUAG
Molecule: messenger RNA, 351 nt
Organism: Alternaria burnsii
Lineage: Eukaryota; Fungi; Ascomycota; Dothideomycetes; Pleosporales; Pleosporaceae
Exons: 3
Coding region: 1-351 (116 amino acids)
Source: RefSeq, a predicted model, not a curated record